Trifolium pratense (red clover) is the source of this 3429-nucleotide messenger RNA. RefSeq names its product disease resistance protein RPM1-like. The transcript is spliced from 3 exons. The record is from RefSeq and is a predicted model, not a curated record. NCBI's taxonomy places the organism in Eukaryota, Viridiplantae, Streptophyta, Magnoliopsida, Fabales, Fabaceae. Bases 34 to 2766 code for a protein of 910 amino acids. Gene Ontology annotation, molecular function: ADP binding. Gene Ontology annotation, biological process: defense response to other organism.
AAAAAAAAAAACACAAACCCGAGCUUGGCUAAAAUGGCGGAAAUGGCAGUGUCUUUUGCUAUUGACAAACUGCUUCCAUUGUUAAUAGAAGAAGUCAAUCUGCUCAAAGGUGUUCACAAGGAAUUUGCAGACAUUAAAGAUGAACUGGAAAGCAUGCAAGCAUUCCUUAAGGAUGCUGAUAGAAGAGCUGCAACUGAAGGAGAUAUCGAUAAUACUAGUGAAGGAGUCAAAACAUGGGUGAAACAUGUGAGGGAAGCAGCUUUUCGCAUAGAAGACAUCAUUGAUGAUUAUUUGAUCCAUGUGGAACAACAACCUCUCGAUGAUACCACCGGGUGUGUAGCUGUACUCCAUAAGAUUGCUCAAUUACUCAAAACUAUGAUCCAUCAACAUCAAAUUGCAUCUGAGAUUCAAGACAUCAAGUUAUCUGUUCGUGGAAUCAAAGAAAGAAGUAAAAGAUAUGGGUUCCAAAUCCAAAAUUCUAUUGAACAAGGAUCAAGAAGCUUUAGAGGAAGCCAAAAUGCCAAAUGGCACGACCCUCGAAUGGCUUCUUUAUACCUUGAUGAAGCUGAAAUUAUAGGCUUUCAAGAACCCAAAAAUGAAUUAACUGGAUGGUUGUUAGAGGGAAGAUCUGAGCGCACGGUCAUCGCUGUGGUAGGUAUGGGAGGGCUAGGAAAAACCACUCUUGCCAAACAGGUUUUUAAUAACAAAGAGGUAGUGGGACACUUUGAUUGUCGUGUAUGGAUCACAGUGUCAGAAUCAUACUAUAUAGAAGGGUUGCUGAGAGGCAUGUUGAAUGAGCUUUACAAACAAAAAGGGGACACUCCUCCUCAAGAUAUCUCUCAAAUGGAUCGAGGGUCGUUGAUUUCUGUGCUAAGAAACUACUUGCAACAAAAGAGGUAUGUUUUUGUGUUUGAUGAUGUAUGGAACAUACAUUUUUGGAAUGAGAUUGAAAAUGCAUGUAUUGAUAAUAGAAUGGGGAGUAAGAUAUUUAUUACAACUAGAAAAAUGGAUGUUGCCAAAAAUUGUCAAAAAUCAUCUUUUAUUGAAGUGCAUCAAUUGCAACCUUUAACGGAUGAUCAAUCUUUUGAGUUGUUCAAAAAGAAGACAUUCCAAUUUGACGACUCUGAUGGAUGUUGUCCAAAUAAGCUCAAUGAUAUAUCUUUCAAAAUUGCUAAAAAAUGCAAAGGUUUACCACUAGCAAUUGUUGCCAUUGGUGGUCUAUUGUCUACAAAAGAGAAAAAUGUUAUUGAGUGGCGAAGAUUUUGUAAAAAUAUGACUUUAGAACUAAAGAAGGAUUCUAAUUUGAUAGCUAUAAACAAAAUUUUAGCUUUAAGCUAUGAGGAUUUGCCUUUUCAUCUUAAGUCAUGUUUGUUGUAUUUUGGAAUGUAUCCAGAAGAUUACAUAGUUCACUCAAAGACACUGAUUCGACAAUGGAUAGCUGAAGGAUUUGUGAAAGAAGAAAGUGGGAAUACUUUGGAAGAAGUGGCAGAAGGAUAUUUAACAGAGUUGAUCCAUAGAAGUUUGGUGCAAGUAUCUUCUGUUACAAUUGAUGGAAAAACUAAAAGUUGUUGUGUUCAUGAUCUAACACGUGCGAUGAUUCUUGAAAAGUGUGAAGAUUUAAGUUUCUGCAAGAAUAUCAGUGGAAAUGGUCAUUCAUCUUUAUCUGGAAGUAUCCGGCGCCUAUCAAUAACAACCCAUUCCAAUGAUUUUAUGAAACGUAUUGAAAACUCACGUGUUCGAUCACUAUUUCUUUUCGCAGAUAAUUCACAACUUUUGAGCGAAGAUUUUACGAGGAGAAUCUUUAGAGAAUAUAGGCGCUUGAAGGUGCUUGAGUUUGGUGUUUUCUCUAAUGUUAGAUUGAGUAAUAUCCUUCGUGAAAAUUUGGGAAGCUUGAUUCACUUGAAGUAUUUAAGCUUCAAUAUUGUUGAACUUAUUAAACUUCCCGAAUCAAUUUCCAUGCUCCAAAACCUGGAGACUUUGGAUAUGAGACAUACCAUAUUUUAUGACCUACCAAAGGAGGUUAGCAAGCUUAGAAAGUUACAACAUCUUUUGAGCUCCGGAAUGUGGAUGUUUAAAUUGAAGGGUGGUAUAGGAGGCAUGGAAUCCCUACAAACUCUGAGUAGUGUGAAAAUUGAAGAUGGUGAUGAUGGAAUAAAGAUAAUUAAAGAGCUGGGAAAGCUAAGGCAGUUAAGGAAAUUGAGCUUGUUUCAUGUGAUGGAAGACCAUAUAAGCACUUUAUCUUCUUCAUUGAAUGAGAUGCAACAUUUGGAGAAUCUAAGCAUUCUGUCAAUAACCGUUACAAAAAAUUGUUAUGAUUUAACUGAUUUGCAUUUGAAUCCACCUCCAUCUAAGCUUCGAACUCUUAAACUAAUAGGAAUGUUGAAGAAGUUUCCAGAAUGGAUUCUUCAACUUCAAAAUCUUGUUAAGUUGAAGUUAGAAUAUACCAAGUUAAUUGAUGAUCCAAUAAAGUUGUUAGAAAACAUGCAAAACUUGUUGUUCCUUUCAAUCAUCAAAGAUGCUUAUAAAGGUGAAAGUUUACAUUUUCAUGAUGGAGGGUUUCAAAAUCUAAAGGAACUACACCUCAUUGGUUUGACUAACUUGUAUUCAAUUGUAAUUGAAAAAGGAGCAUUGCAAUCUCUAAAAAAGUUCGAGUUAUACGAUAUCCCCAACCUCAAGACUGUUCCUGCUGGCAUCCAACACUUAGAAAAACUUCAAGUUCUCAAUGUUCGAGAUGUGCCACAUGUAGAACUUUAUCCUAAACUUUAAGGAGUUAGAAAUCAUAAGCCAUCCAACUUCAAGGGGGGAGAAAAGGUGGUUGGCUUCUAGUGCGAUGGAAAUUCAGAUUUCUCCAAGUGGAAUUCUACAAUAAUGGCAUCUUUAUUUAUGUUUUUGUUUCUUUGUUGGACAUUUGAGUUAUUUGUGAUGUAUCAUGUAUGUAAGAUGUUGUGAGAGCUUUCCUUUCGAGAAUUGUAAGAGAUAAUUAUUUAUUAUAUUCAAACUGCACUCUUUUUCCCUACAUCAAGGUUUUAUCCCACUGGGUUUUCCUUGAUGAGGUUUUUAAUGAGGCAGUUGACCAAUAAUUUGGUAUGCAUUGUUGUUAUUUUGGGUAUUGGUCUAGUCCCCCAAGCUUUUUCUUUUUUAUUUUAAUAAUAUUUGGUUAAAGUUGAGCAUUUUGAAUGUGGAUGAAAAUGUGCCAACAUAGUUGGGAUGUAUGUGGCUUCAUCUUUUGCUUCGCUUUAACUUCUAUUGGUGCUUAAAUUGGAAAAAUUAGCAGAAAAAUUUUUGGUCAGGAACAGUGGGAGGGGGGUGUUUGAAUGAAUUUUCUGGUGAGUUGGAGGUGCAUACUUUGAAUGUAUUGUUGUUUUGAUUGUAUAUUUGGUCAUUUUAGAAUGUCAUUUGUUGAAAGAUUAUAAUUUCUUUUAGAUUCAA